Molecule: messenger RNA, 1230 nt
Organism: Octodon degus (degu)
Lineage: Eukaryota; Metazoa; Chordata; Mammalia; Rodentia; Octodontidae
Gene: Esco2
Product: establishment of sister chromatid cohesion N-acetyltransferase 2
Exons: 10
Biological process (GO): mitotic sister chromatid cohesion
Cellular component (GO): chromatin; nucleus
Molecular function (GO): protein-lysine-acetyltransferase activity
Source: RefSeq, a predicted model, not a curated record
AGCCAAAAAAUAAAACCACAAACUACACUUCAGGGUGGAGCAGCAUUUUUUGUUAGUCGAAAAAAACUCUCUCUUAGAAAAUUUUCUCUGGAAAAUAAGCCAUCAAUGAGUCUCAACCAAAAGAAUAAACCAGAAGUGAUUGAAGACUGUGAUGCAGAGGCUGUAUGUGAAAGAAAAACUUUCAUCAAAGAACAAGUGUCCAAGUGCCUGGUACUAGAAAAAAAAUUGAAUAUUGAGGUGAGUGCAAGAAGUAAAAAUGAAAAGAAAUUAAUUCAGGAUUCAUCAGGUGCAGUAGUUUCUUCAAAGGAAUAUACACUUGAUAAAAAUAAGCACCUGCCUUCAGAUGAUUCACUUGGUGAGAACAAAACCAUUUCUCCUGAGUCCCUUGUCUAUCCCAUCUUCAGUGUGUCUUCAUGUAAUACAAAAAGGUCUCCAGCUGAAGAACAGUCUUCUGUGGGGCCUAUCACAUGUAUUAACUUCUCAAAACAGAACAAUACACAGAAAAUUGUGAACACCAGAGAUACAAAUAAAGAAACGAAGGACCAGCUCGUCAUUGAUGCAGGUCAGAAAUAUUUUGGGGCUACUAUGUGUAAAUCUUGUGGUAUGAUCUAUUCUGCUUCUAAUCCUGAAGAUGAAAUGCAACAUGCCCAGUAUCAUCACAGAUUUCUGGAGGGAAUCAAAUACACAGGCUGGAAAAGAGAACGAGUGGUAGCAGAGUUUUGGGAUGGAAAGAUCCUGCUGGUCCUGCCACGUGAUCCAAGUUACGCUAUCAGAAAGGUAACAGAUGUCCAGGAGCUUGUUGAUUAUGAACUGGGCUUCCAACAAGUUGUUCCCAAAUGUCCAGAAAAAACCAAAACUUUUCUCUUUGUUUCUGAUGAUAAGAGAGUAGUUGGCUGUUUAAUUGCAGAGCCAAUCAAACAGGCUUUCCGUGUCCUAUCUGAGCCAACUGGCCCAGAAUCCUCAGGCUCUAAAGAAAAUUCUAGAGCCUGGCAGUGUUCAAAUGUACCAGAACACGCAGUCUGUGGGAUAAGUAGACUCUGGGUUUUCAAACUGAAGAGAAGAAAGCGCAUUGCAAGACGACUGGUUGAUACUCUCAGGAAUUGUUUCAUGUUUGGCUGUUUCCUCAGCAUAAAUGAAAUAGCAUUUUCUGACCCAACACAAGAUGGCAAGUUAUUUGCAACCAAGUACUGCAACACCCCUAACUUUCUUGUAUAUAAUUUUAAUAGUUAA